Molecule: messenger RNA, 1401 nt
Organism: Ruditapes philippinarum (Manila clam)
Lineage: Eukaryota; Metazoa; Mollusca; Bivalvia; Venerida; Veneridae
Product: G-protein coupled receptor 157-like
Exons: 3
Coding region: 95-1078 (327 amino acids)
Biological process (GO): cell surface receptor signaling pathway; adenylate cyclase-activating G protein-coupled receptor signaling pathway
Cellular component (GO): plasma membrane
Molecular function (GO): G protein-coupled receptor activity
Source: RefSeq, a predicted model, not a curated record
UAAUUAUACUGUUAUCUCAUUGUCAUAUAAAAGUUAACAGUGGUCAUAUAAAGCAUAAACAGUUAGGCAAAAUAUAAAAUAAUAUAUAUGUAAAAUGGCUGAUACUACCGUUACAUUAGCAACAUAUAAUUUGGUUUUGACUGGGAGUAGCAGUUGUUUGUCAAUUCUUGGAGGAAUUGUUAUAUUUUAUACAUACUACAAAUUGCAGGCAAUACGUAACUUUACUCGGACAUUGCUCGUUUACCUAACAUUAGCGGACGUUCUCGUGUCUGUCGGACAUUUAAUCGCGGUAAUACGGUAUUCAUGUGUAUACAGUGGAACUCCAAAAACAGAAAAUUGCACUGCCAAUAAAACAACCGAAUAUGAGGCUAUAUGUAUUGGACAAAGUGUUUUGACAACUUUCUCUAGCUUGGCGUCGUUUCUAUGGACGAGCGUGAUAGCAAUACAUAUCUGGUCGUCUGUUGUAAUAAAAACGCACAAAACCGAGGCGCAUUACAUGCACGUGAUAUACCACGUGGUUUGCUGGUUUACACCUUUAAUAAUAGUGUCGAUAUUGUUACACAAGGACUAUCUGGGUGAAGAUUACUGCUACGGUACCGGGGUAUGGUGUGGUAUUAAAAGUAACCUACCACAGGGUGAAAUAGAAAAAUGGAUGUACAUUGCCGAUAUCGGCUGGCAGCUGGCCUGCUAUCUCUUCACGUGCUUCCUGUAUAUUCAUCUCAAAUUUUAUCUUAAAUUACACCGCAGACCAAUAAAAUUGAAGUCAAUAACAGAUAAACUACGGAAUGAGGAUGUCAAUUUUGUCGCUGUGUGGAUGGUGAUUUAUCUUCUGAGACUUUGGGGCUUUGCUCGAUUCUUUAUAACAACGUAUUCGGAUCAAAAUACAUUGCAGCAACAUAACAUGAGCAGAUUUCUGAAUUUUUUGCUUAUAAUGCAAAGUUACGGAGACAGUGGUCAAGGGUUUUGGAACUUUAUUCUAUUUUGUGUUUUUGACAAGCCAGUGAGAAGAUAUUUAAACACGUGGCUUUUUCGAAAUUCAGAGGAACCUGAAAGACGGCGGUUACUGAGAGACACAUAAAUCAACACAUAAAUCAACACUACAAUGUAGUUAUAGAGUGCUUUAUCAUUCUGUAAAGUUACAGAAAAACACAACAUUAAUUUAACGUAAACACAUAACUGUAUAAGCUCACCAAUAGUUAAAAUAUGAAUAUACAUGUACAUGUUUUGGUCCCUUUCCCAUUUUUUGUGGAAAACGGCAAAGAGGGUGCACUUCUUUUGCGUGUUUUAUUUUUCUCCACCUCAAACAUAGAAAUAAUACCAGAUCAGUAUAUUAUACAUUGUAUCUUUAUAUGGUAUUUGUUAUAUUUUAUUAAGAAAUAAAACUUAGAUAUGAUUAAGAAA